AAGGUCCACAAAUGCACCCUUCUCGCGGACUUCUUGUUUGUCUCGGGCUGUGCUUGUUGUUUGCCGGAGCGAGUGGACGCCGAGAGACAAAGCUAACCCCGUUUAUUGCUAUAGCAAGCGAGUAGAAGUUCCCACACACACUCGCACGACCCCCCGCAUGCAUGGCUCGUAAGCUACAUUUGCUACCGCCUACUCCCUUGCCUGCCCUAUUGUUGUGUGCAUGUAUUGUAUGUGCUACACAUUACUACGUGCGUACAAACCCAACAAACGGGAGCAGGUCAACUCCAGCUCUCUCCAAGCACACGCGCGUGCACACGUACACACGAUCGCUCGUUCGCAUACUUGCUCGCCUCCGGUACGCCAAUACACUGCGCAGAAAAAGGAGAGAUUGUGUCCUACCGUGCGCGUGGCUUGUGUAGCUGUCUGUCAGUUACCAACCCGGCCUGGCUGGCGUAAUACACGCUAGUCCUCGAUCUGUGGGACUUGAUCUCAAACCUUGUGUCCACUCCUUUGCU
Messenger RNA from Lasiosphaeria miniovina, 515 nucleotides. RefSeq lists its product as uncharacterized. The transcript is spliced from 2 exons. Lineage: Eukaryota; Fungi; Ascomycota; Sordariomycetes; Sordariales; Lasiosphaeriaceae. The record is from RefSeq and is a predicted model, not a curated record. Bases 162 to 419 code for a protein of 85 amino acids.